AUGGCUGCCGAAGGCGUAAAGAAGGAGGAGGACAAAGAAUACAGCAUCAAGCCCGAGAACAUUGGCCCAGUUGCCGACACCAGCGAUUGGCCACUGCUGCUCAAGAAUUACGACAAGCUCCUUGUACGCACCGGACAUUUCACACCUAUCGCAGUUGGCUGCACGCCUUACAAACGCGACUUGAAGUCAUACAUCAGCUCCGGUGUCAUCAACCUCGACAAACCUUCCAACCCUUCCAGCCAUGAAGUUGUUGCGUGGAUGAAGCGCAUGCUACGGGUUGAAAAGACAGGUCACAGUGGUACCCUAGAUCCUAAAGUCACAGGCUGUCUCAUUGUCUGUAUUGAUCGUGCAACUCGUCUGGUCAAAUCACAGCAAGGCGCGGGGAAAGAGUAUGUCUGUGUCGUACGAAUGCACGACAAGUUGGCAGGCGGGGAAGCACAACUCUCAAGAGCUAUACAGAUGCUCACUGGGGCUCUGUUCCAACGACCGCCACUCAUAUCCGCCGUCAAAAGACAGUUGCGCAUUCGAACCGUCUAUGAGAGCAAGCUGUUAGAAUUCGAUAAUGAUAGACACUUGGCUGUCUUUUGGGUCAGUUGUGAGGCAGGGACGUACAUUCGAACCUUGUGUGUGCAUUUGGGAUUGCUGCUAGGGGUAGGAGCGCAUAUGCAAGAAUUGCGACGAGUCAGGAGCGGCGCGAUGAAUGAGCAAACCGAUAUGGUGACAUUGCAUGACGUACUGGAUGCACAAUGGACCCAGGAUAACAAUCGAGACGAGACAUACUUACGGAAGGUCAUCCACCCUCUCGAAACCCUGCUUGUCACAUACAAGAGGCUCGUUGUGAAGGACAGUGCUGUCAAUGCUGUUUGCUAUGGAGCAAAAUUGAUGAUACCCGGGUUGUUGAGAUACGAGGACGGAAUCGAGCUGCAUGAGGAAGUAGUACUUAUGACGACCAAAGGAGAGGCGAUUGCCCUAGGGAUAGCACAAAUGUCAACCGUCGAAUUGACUACCUGUGAUCAUGGAGUAGUUGCCAAGGUCAAAAGAUGCAUAAUGGAGAGAGAUCUUUAUCCGAGGAGAUGGGGCUUGGGGCCGACUGCUUUGGAGAAGAAGAAGCUAAAGUCCGAUGGAAAGCUAGAUAAAUUUGGCCGACCAAACGAGAGCACGCCCGCCAAGUGGAACGCAGAAUAUAAAGACUACGCACCGCCUGUCGAGGAUGGAUUCUCCAAACCCUCAAAGAAGGCUGAGGAACCUAAGGCACCUGAUUCAAAGACCGAUGAUCAAGCUGUAGCUGGAGCAAAUGCCGCAUCACCCAACCAGAAAGCUGGUUCACAGCAAAACGAGAAGAAGGAGAAGAGGAAGCAUCGUGAGGAUGAGACACCAGAGCAGCGUGCUGAUCGCAAACGCCGGAAGAAAGAGAAGAAGGAAAAGAAGGAGAAAAAAGGCGUAAAGGAAGAGCGUGCCGGUGAUGAGAGUGAUUAA
This is a messenger RNA of Bacidia gigantensis, 1476 nucleotides long. It is a transcript of the gene CBF5, whose product is annotated as centromere/microtubule-binding protein cbf5. The transcript is spliced from 4 exons. Gene Ontology annotation, biological process: mRNA pseudouridine synthesis; snRNA pseudouridine synthesis; rRNA pseudouridine synthesis. NCBI's taxonomy places the organism in Eukaryota, Fungi, Ascomycota, Lecanoromycetes, Lecanorales, Ramalinaceae. Gene Ontology annotation, cellular component: box H/ACA snoRNP complex. The record is from RefSeq and is a predicted model, not a curated record. Gene Ontology annotation, molecular function: RNA binding; pseudouridine synthase activity. Bases 1 to 1476 code for a protein of 491 amino acids.